Messenger RNA from Lolium perenne, 889 nucleotides. Its product is annotated as probable 3-beta-hydroxysteroid-Delta(8),Delta(7)-isomerase. The record is from RefSeq and is a predicted model, not a curated record. Lineage: Eukaryota; Viridiplantae; Streptophyta; Magnoliopsida; Poales; Poaceae. Gene Ontology annotation, cellular component: endoplasmic reticulum; membrane. Gene Ontology annotation, molecular function: cholestenol delta-isomerase activity; C-8 sterol isomerase activity; steroid Delta-isomerase activity. Gene Ontology annotation, biological process: sterol biosynthetic process.
CGACGAUCCGAUCCAUACUGUCCAGUUUGACUACUGACUUCCAGCUCCAGCUCCAAGAUCGAUCCGGCGGCCGCGACAAUGGGAGCGCACCCUUACUUGCCGGCGGGCCUGGACCUCCCGGGCUACGUGCCGCUGCGCCUGUCGCAGCUCGAGAUCGUCGGGCCCUACCUCGGCGCCUCCCUCUUCGUCCUCGCCGCCGUCUGGCUCCUCUCCGGGAGGUGCGGCAGGCUGUCCAAGGCCGACCGGCUGCUCAUGUGCUGGUGGGCGUUCACCGGCCUCACCCACCUGCUCAUCGAGGGGCCCUUCGUCUUCACCCCAGAUUUCUUCACCAAGAGCAACCCCAAUUUCUUCGACGAAGUCUGGAAGGAGUACAGCAAGGGUGACUCCAGGUACGUCGCCAGGGACACCGCCACCGUCACCGUCGAAGCAAUCACCGUUGUGCUAGAAGGGCCCGCAUCGCUGCUCGCAGUCUAUGCUAUUGCAUCACGGAAGUCAUACAGCUAUAUCCUCCAAUUUACUGUUUGUCUGGGUCAGCUCUAUGGAUGCAUUGUCUACUUCGCUACGGCCUACUUGGAUGGCUUCAACUUUUGGGCCAGUCCAUUCUACUUCUGGGCAUAUUUCAUCGGCGCAAACAGUUCAUGGGUUGUGAUACCAUUACUGAUCGCCAGAAGGAGCUGGAAGAAGAUCUGCGUAGCGAUUCAUCAAGCUGAGAAGGUGAAGACUAAGUAGCAAUGCCUGCAAUAGACAGGGUUUGACUGCAACCAAGACCCACUGCAACCUUUUUUUCACUAAGAUGUGAGGCCCUGAUCUCCAUGUCAGAGCAACCUUGGACCUUCCAAAUAAGAAAGCUCGUAAUUUGAUCUAUAUAAAUGAGAACCCGCAGAAGAUC